Molecule: messenger RNA, 1196 nt
Organism: Carica papaya (papaya)
Lineage: Eukaryota; Viridiplantae; Streptophyta; Magnoliopsida; Brassicales; Caricaceae
Gene: PDF1
Product: protodermal factor 1
Source: RefSeq, a predicted model, not a curated record
UAUAUUCAUCUUCUCCCUCUUUCCUCUGCAUCCGUGCUUCUUCUUUCAUCACUCUCACUUCUUCUUUCGCUCUCUGUUUCAAAAAUGGAGAAGCAAGAAUUUACCAGGUGGAAGCAGCAUUCUCCCUUCGUCUGGGUUCUGGUUGCUGCAUUGCUCUCCCACAACCUUCUUCUUCCUGCUUUCUGCAUUCGUCUUGAUGACCAGAAGAACUAUUAUUACUCCCCAGACCCUCAUCAUUCAGGAGGGUCACACGGAAGUACUCCACCGUCAACUCCGUCAGACGGCGGUAGCUACGGAGGAACCCCACCGUCAACUCCGUCAGACGGCGGUAGCUACGGAGGAACUCCACCGUCCGACGGAGGAACACCGCCGUCAAGACCAUCUCAUGGAACACCUUCACAUGGCUACACUCCGUCACCGUCAAAAACACCACCUGGUGGAAACUGUCCUACCCCACCAUAUCACAGACCUCCCCCAACUACCCCAACGCCGGUAACCCCUACCCCAGUUACUCCAACGCCGGUAACCCCUACCCCAGUUACCCCAACGCCGUCAAAUCCUCCUCCAGACGGCGGAUACUCUCCCGCCCCUCCCACCACGCCAGACCCACCAUUCUCACCAACAGAUCCCGGCACUCCAACCACUCCAACCACUCCUACUACUCCCCCAUUCAACCCUGCACCAUACCCACCAAUUACUGGUACAUGCAACUACUGGAGGAAUAACCCAGGACUUAUAUGGGGUAUACUGGGAUGGUGGGGGACACUAGGGAGUGCAUUUGGAGUGACCAGCUUUCCAGGGGUUGGAACCAACCUGAACCUGCUCCAAGCUCUUUCCAACACCCGGACUGAUGGGCUCGGUGCGCUUUACCGAGAAGGAACAGCUUCUUGGCUCAACUCACUGGUGAACCAGAGGUUUCCUUUCACCACCGCACAGGUCAGGCAGAACUUCGUGGCUGCACUGGGUUCUAACAAGGCUGCAACGGCUCAGGCCAGACUCUUCAGGCUUGCUAAUGAAGGUCACUUAAAGCCAAGAGCUUGAAAGGAACGAUACAUGGAAAGUGUUUAAUUAAUUAUUUUUAUUUUUCUAGCGGAUGGAUGGAGUUUGUGCUUUGCCGCAUGGUUAGGGUUUGAGUGUUUAAUUAAUUAUUAUAGUAUCUCGAGACAUAUAUAUAUAUAUAUAUAUGUAAUGGAUAC